This is a messenger RNA of Rhizophagus irregularis DAOM 181602=DAOM 197198, 950 nucleotides long. The record is from RefSeq and is a predicted model, not a curated record. Lineage: Eukaryota; Fungi; Glomeromycota; Glomeromycetes; Glomerales; Glomeraceae.
GAGUCUCAAUAAUAUACGAACUAAAAGAUAGUUGAAAGGGACUUAGGUUUGGCAUAAGAGUAAAUAAACAUGGGUUGGAAAUGGUGAAACUUUAGUCAACUCUAAAACUUUACUUUUUACUUUUAGAGUUGCUUUUCUCUGGUUUGUAAUCAAGUCUUUGAAUAUUAUCAGAUGUUUGAUCUAUUUGGAAGUAUAAAUGAGAUGGGAUGUCAACUGACACAGGCUGAGAAAACAAAGAAAGUUCACUUUUCAGUAGCCUUUGGAUGGAGCCUUUGUUUUUUGCUCUUUGGAAUUUCACUUUCGUGGGAAUUUUUUCGUCACCAUUAGUUCUUGUUUGACACAGCAAAGUGUUUAGCAUGCGGAUGAAACACAGAUAGAUUUCUUUGGCAUUGGCGCAAAGGUCAGCCCUCACCAACAAACUGUGGCAAGUCGGCAAUUCACAUGUACAGAUGGAUGAUAAUCUUGGGCUCCAUCAUGGUUUUUUAUUUGGUUGUAUUGUUCUUAACCAGGUAUAUGGUAUAGGUCAUGUUGCUAUAGAGGCACUAAACCAUUGGGAUAGUGUUUCUAGAGAAAUUCCAACUUGGAAAAACCGAAUCUCAAAUAUUGUAAAUAAGAAAAUCAGCGACGUGGACGCCGGAUUUUCAAGUGAGUAUCGAAAAAAAAAUUUUGGAAAAUUAAUUAAAAAAGACAGAACCCUUAUGAAAAGAUGUUUGAUUACAGUAACAUCUUUUAUUUUGUUGUUUUCCUUUGACUUAAUUAUCAGAAUUCUUAGUAUGAUAACUAGUAGGUUGAAGGAUGGAUUUCACAAAUGGAUCGGAUGGAAAUGGAUUUCUGGUUCUUGGGUGGAUUGGAUGGAAUACAUAGUACUGAGCAUAAUGAAGGAAAUCGAUGUUAUAUUUUAUUAUAAUGUGAUGAGAGAAACAUUAGAGCCAUAUAUUGUAUAUAUGUAA